AUGGGGCUGUUCCAGGAUGAAAAGCAGACCAACCAUGGCCGAUUCCAGUUCUUAGCUUUCGAGGCUAUUCCACAGUUAGGUGAACGAUUUCUACAACCUUUUCCAGGCGCAGAUGAGGAAUGUCCGAAGAUGUGCAAGUCAAUGUUCAAAAAAUGCGACAUGAAAGGAAUUCCUUUCGAGAGAAUAAGUGCACAACUUGGUACAACUAAGGACAUUGAUAAUAUCCUAACUGCAAACGCUAGUGAGAAGCGUCUUCUGGAAAGAAUCACAGAACCUGAGGACGACGUUGAUGAGCAUUGUGUCGUUGUCGAGAGUUGGAUGAAGCUCGCAAAGCGAUCGCAGGUCGUAUUUUUGAAGGAUAUGUACGACGAAGAUGUGGCAAGAUUAGCAGAAGCUCCUCCUCAGAACCAUGAAGCGGUGAACACCGAAGCGGUGAACCCGGAAGCUGUUAACACGCCAUCCUCAGAAUUGAUAGAGCUUAUCCAGAGCAUGAAGAAGGAGAUGGAAGAGCGUAUGACGACAAUUGAGAAGAAAGUUGAUCGGUUGGAGGUAAGGAUAGCUCCGAUUGAAGCUUAUGUGAAUGAGCAAACUGCUCAUAUGAGGAUGGAGGAUGACAACAUUUGCCAUGACAUCUCACAGGGUUCAAAAGAGAGAGACGGUAAUGAAAGUGGUGACAGGGAUCUCGAAGACGUGGCAGAGGGACUUCGAGACCCGCCACAGGUCAGAGACCCUUCGCAGGACAAGGGUUUAGAAGAACCGCCACAGGUCAGAGAGCCCUGGCCGAUGAAAGUCGAGACCCUUCGCAGGACAAGGGAGAGGAAGAACCGCCACAGAGAUAAAUCGCAGGAAAAGGAAGUUGAUGAUGUCUCUGGCAAAGAGAAAGAAAGCGAGCCCGAAAAGGAGAAAGAAGGAGGUGAAAGUCUCGACAGUGUGGUCGCUUCUCCUGAAGGCAAUGUGGAGAAAGAAGGAGGUGAAAGUCUCGGCAGUGUGGUCGCUUCUCCUAAACGACCAAUUUCUCAUCGCCCUAAGCUGAAAGUCCAUCUAAAACGGGAUCGAGAUGGAAUGAACGAGAAGCGGGACGAGGGUAAAAGGCAGAAGCGGGAGAAGCUCUUGGAGGAGGCUAACCAGCCGAGGGUGUCUACAAGGGUAGCUGGGAAGAUAGAGAAGAAGGCAGCAGAAAAGGUAGAGAAGGAAAGGAAAAAGGCAGAAGGAAAAGGCAGAAAAGGCUGA
Microthlaspi erraticum is the source of this 1230-nucleotide messenger RNA. The record is from the annotation of a GenBank genome assembly. NCBI's taxonomy places the organism in Eukaryota, Viridiplantae, Streptophyta, Magnoliopsida, Brassicales, Brassicaceae.